This is a messenger RNA of Melozone crissalis (California towhee), 1738 nucleotides long. It is a transcript of the gene SMAD9, whose product is annotated as SMAD family member 9. Bases 262 to 1692 code for a protein of 476 amino acids. Gene Ontology annotation, molecular function: RNA polymerase II cis-regulatory region sequence-specific DNA binding; DNA-binding transcription factor activity, RNA polymerase II-specific; I-SMAD binding. Gene Ontology annotation, biological process: regulation of transcription by RNA polymerase II; transforming growth factor beta receptor signaling pathway; cell differentiation. The record is from RefSeq and is a predicted model, not a curated record. Gene Ontology annotation, cellular component: heteromeric SMAD protein complex. Lineage: Eukaryota; Metazoa; Chordata; Aves; Passeriformes; Passerellidae. The transcript is spliced from 7 exons.
CCGCCCGCGGCGCGCCGAGACCCCAGCCCGCGCCCGUGGCAGGCUUCAUCAGCAGUUUCUUGAUGUUUGGAAAGUUCUGAGACCCACCCUGUUAGACUACUUGUGCCUAAGACUACAAAAACGUACGUGUGAAAGAACCUGUCUUCCUUCUUCCACUGAAGGAAGUGUCCAUCGCAGCACUGUGGAAACGCCGUGCAGGCCUUGCAAGGCAGGAGAACAGUUUGUGCUUCCCUUGACGCUCGUGCGCAAUCUCUGCUUCUUAUGCACUCCAGCACCCCUAUCAGCUCCUUGUUCUCCUUCACCAGCCCCGCAGUGAAAAGGCUGCUGGGCUGGAAACAAGGAGAUGAAGAAGAAAAGUGGGCAGAAAAAGCUGUUGAUUCCUUGGUGAAGAAGUUAAAGAAGAAAAAAGGAGCCAUGGAAGAACUGGAGAGGGCUCUGAGCUGCCCGGGUCAGCCCAGUAAAUGCGUCACGAUCCCACGUUCCUUGGACGGGCGGCUGCAGGUGUCUCACCGCAAGGGGCUUCCCCACGUCAUAUACUGCAGAGUGUGGCGUUGGCCUGACUUACAGUCUCACCAUGAGCUGAAACCACUGGAAUGUUGUGAGUUCCCUUUUGGCUCAAAACAGAAAGAAGUGUGCAUCAACCCCUACCAUUACCGGCGGGUGGAAACCCCAGUCCUACCUCCUGUACUUGUUCCAAGGCACAGUGAAUUUAACCCUCACCUCAGCCUCCUUGCCAAGUUUCGAAACACUUCUCUGCACAGCGACCCACUGAUGCCGCACAAUGCCACAUACCCGGAUUCCUUCCAGCAUCCUCCGUGCACCCCUUUCCCUUCAUCCCCCAGCCACAUGUUCUCCCAGUCACCCAACAGCAUCAGCUACCCCAACUCACCAGAAAGCUCUUCUGGACCAGGAAGUCCCUAUCAGCUCACAGUGGAAACUCCACCUCCACCCUACCAUGCAAGAGAACCUCCAGGAAUCCACAAUGGACGGUCAAUGGAUGCAAUAGCUGAAAGUCAGCUAGUGCUGUCUUUGCCCAAUGGAGGUAAAUCUGCCGAUGGAGAAGCUGAAAACUUUCGGCCUGUUUGUUAUGAGGAACCCCAACAUUGGUGCUCAGUUGCCUACUAUGAACUCAACAACCGAGUAGGGGAGACUUUCCAGGCCUCCUCUCGAAGUAUCCUUAUAGAUGGAUUUACAGAUCCUUCAAAUAACAAAAACAGGUUCUGCCUGGGUCUGCUCUCAAAUGUAAACCGCAAUUCUACUAUAGAAAACACCAGGAGACACAUAGGAAAAGGUGUUCAUCUUUACUACGUUGGUGGAGAGGUUUAUGCUGAAUGUGUCAGUGACAGCAGUAUUUUUGUGCAAAGCCGCAACUGUAACUACCAGCACGGUUUCCAUCCUGCCACGGUCUGCAAGAUCCCCAGUGGCUGCAGCCUCAAGAUCUUCAACAACCAGCUCUUUGCCCAGCUUCUUGCCCAGUCAGUCAAUCAUGGUUUUGAAGUGGUGUAUGAGCUGACCAAGAUGUGUACGAUUCGAAUGAGCUUUGUUAAAGGCUGGGGAGCAGAGUAUCAUCGCCAAGAUGUUACAAGUACACCCUGCUGGAUUGAGAUCCAUCUGCAUGGACCAUUGCAAUGGCUGGAUAAGGUGCUGACACAGAUGGGCUCACCUCACAACCCCAUCUCCUCAGUCUCUUAAGAAUCAUCUCUAGAAUUCCCCUAGGAUGGAUGCUAUUGCAGGCAGU